Molecule: messenger RNA, 2160 nt
Organism: Striga asiatica
Lineage: Eukaryota; Viridiplantae; Streptophyta; Magnoliopsida; Lamiales; Orobanchaceae
Source: the annotation of a GenBank genome assembly
AAAAAAAAAAAAAAAAAAAUCCACACAUUUACGGUCAACAUUUGACACUUGCUUCAGGUAAACAAGUCACGUACGGUUCGUGCAGUUCCGGCAAGCUCACGGCCGCACCUGAAACUCUUUCUCUUCCGAUUAAAUCUCCGUUGCCAUGGAUAUCGCUCUUAACUCAGCCUGUCAAUCGCUCUCUUCUUCGAUAAAGUCCGCCGUCCCUACUUCGCUCGGUACGAAACCCACCCCAACUUCUUCUUCCUUCCGUUUCGCGAAUUUCGCCGGAAACCGGUUAUCCCUAACGAGGCAGCUGAUUUUACGCCGAAACUGUUCGAUUAGAGUCCAAGCCUCCGCCGGCGGUGAUGUCAGUGCGAUAGAGGAGCAUAAUGACGAUUUCAUCCUCGAAGACGUCCCCCACCUAUCCGAUUUUCUCCCUGAUUUACCUUCAUUCCCAAAUCCGUUGAAGAAAUCUCAAGCUUAUGCCAUCGUCAAGAGAACAUUUGUUAGCCAUGAAGAUGUUGUGGCGCAGAAGAUUGUUGUUCAGAAGGACAGUCCGAGGGGAAUACAUUUCCGGCGGGCAGGACCCCGUGAAAAGGUGUAUUUUAAGCCAGAGGAAGUACGUGCAUGUAUUGUGACAUGUGGGGGUUUAUGCCCUGGAAUUAAUACAGUGAUACGUGAAAUAGUUUGUGGUUUGAGUAAUAUGUAUGGUGUGCAUGAAAUUCUCGGAAUUCAGGGAGGGUAUAGAGGGUUCUAUUCGAAGAAUACUAUCCAGAUGACACCAAAAUUUGUAAAUGAUAUUCAUAAGCGCGGGGGAACUUUCUUGCAAACUUCAAGAGGAGGUCAUGAUACUAAUAAGAUAGUCGACAAUAUUCAGGACCGUGGAAUAAAUCAGGUUUACAUAAUUGGGGGGGAUGGUACUCAAAAGGGUGCUGCUGCAAUUUCAAAGGAAGUCGAAAGACGGGGGCUCAAAGUGGCAGUGGCUGGUAUUCCCAAGACGAUUGAUAAUGAUAUUGCUGUGAUAGACAAAUCCUUUGGCUUUGAUACUGCUGUAGAGGAGGCUCAGAGAGCAAUAAAUGCUGCACAUGUGGAGGUUGAGAGUGUAGAAAAUGGAAUUGGAAUUGUGAAGCUUAUGGGCAGAUAUAGUGGAUUCAUUGCAAUGCAUGCAACAUUGGCAAGUCGGGAUGUGGAUUGCUGCUUAAUACCAGAGUCCCCAUUCUAUUUGGAUGGACAAGGUGGGCUGUUUGAAUUUAUUGAACAGAGGCUCAAAGAAAAUGGGCAUGUGGUGAUCGUGCUGGCUGAAGGUGCUGGACAGGAAUACGUUGCUCGUAGCUGGCAUGCAGCUGACGAGAAAGACGCAUCUGGGAACCGGCUUCUUUUGGAUGUUGGGCUCUGGUUAACACAAAAGAUUAAGGAUCAUUUCACAAAUGUGGGGAAGAUGGCCGUUGGCAUGAAAUAUAUAGAUCCUACGUACAUGAUUCGAGCGAUUCCUAGUAAUGCAUCUGAUAACAUCUAUUGCACACUUCUUGCUCAAAGUGCCAUCCAUGGAGCAAUGGCAGGAUAUACUGGCUUCACUGUUGGGCCCGUAAACAGCAGACAUGCCUAUAUUCCAAUCAGUCGAGUAACAGAGACUCAGAACACGGUGAAAUUGACAGACAGGAUGUGGGCCCGCCUUCUUGCUUCCACAAAUCAACCUAGUUUUCUUAGCUGUGAGGUUGUGAAGGAAAGAGUUGACAGGCAGAUCAUUGAUGAGAUCCAGAAUGAGAAGAUCACUUCUAUUUAACUUUCCCUAUAUAACUCCAGCAAAACAGGUUUGUGCCAACACUUGGUGCAUUUAACUUGGUAAAGUAGAACGAUCACGCUCAUCCCUGGGCAAUUAGAAAGAGAAGUGCUAAUGUUUAUAGUGGGGAGCGUGAAUGUGUGUUUUUCUUUCUUCUUUUUCUUUCAGCUGAUUGACAGGGCAAUUAGAAAGAGAAGUGCUAAUGUUUAUAGUGGGGAGCGUGACUGUGUUUUUCUUUCAGCUUGUUGCUUGAUUGACAGUUACAAGGUCUUGCAAUGAUUGGUUUGUACUAUAUUCAUACGAAUUAUACUGCUUUAUUAUUUAUUUAACUUGUGUUAUGCUUGCUUGAUUAGUUAAACCGCAUACUUUACAAUGAGCUGAGAUCGAACUUUUUUCUU